AUGUGUGAAAAUGAUAUGCAGAUCGUUAUUGCCCGCGCGCCGCCUCGCGCUCUCAUUUGCCCGCGCCUUAUCGGGCGGCCGUUUUUAUUCAUCCUGCGAUUUCUGAAUUCAUUACCCGCAAUGAGAUCAGUCCGCGAAGGGCCGCGCUCGCGCCGCCCGCCGCCCGAUGCGGCCGAUAAGCCUCUCGAGACAUAUCACUUGUCUGUUCUGUUCUUAUACAGGCUAAAUGUUGCUAAACUCGCCUGUAAUAGAGAUACCAUCAUAUUUAAGUUGCCAGGACAGUAUUUCACAUCUAGCUCU
Molecule: messenger RNA, 300 nt
Organism: Brenthis ino (lesser marbled fritillary)
Lineage: Eukaryota; Metazoa; Arthropoda; Insecta; Lepidoptera; Nymphalidae
Source: the annotation of a GenBank genome assembly